Molecule: messenger RNA, 1032 nt
Organism: Penicillium lagena
Lineage: Eukaryota; Fungi; Ascomycota; Eurotiomycetes; Eurotiales; Aspergillaceae
Gene: nbp35
Product: Fe-S cluster-binding ATPase
Exons: 2
Coding region: 1-1032 (343 amino acids)
Biological process (GO): iron-sulfur cluster assembly
Cellular component (GO): cytosol
Molecular function (GO): 4 iron, 4 sulfur cluster binding; ATP binding; ATP-dependent FeS chaperone activity
Source: RefSeq, a predicted model, not a curated record
AUGGCACCUUAUGUGGAAGAGCCCUCGGCGGUAUCGCUGGAUGUACCGUCCAAGAUGGCACCAAACCUCGUCGCCCCCGAACCUGAACACUGUCCCGGCCCUGAAUCCGAACAAGCCGGUCAAGGCGAUGCAUGCGCAGGCUGCCCCAACCAGCAAAUCUGUGCAUCCGCACCAAAGGGUCCCGAUCUCGACAUUCCCAUCAUCACGGAACGGCUCGCUUCGAUCCGACAUAAGAUCCUGGUCCUCUCCGGCAAAGGCGGGGUGGGCAAAUCCACCUUUUCCACACUGCUAGCACACGCAUUUGCCGCCAACCCAGAGUCAACCGUGGGAAUCAUGGAUACCGACAUUUGCGGACCCUCGAUUCCGAAGAUGAUGGGCGUGGAGUCCGAAACUAUUCACGUGAGCAACGCAGGAUGGAGUCCCGUCUGGGUAACAGACAACCUGGGCGCAAUGAGCGUGCAGUUCAUGCUGCCCAACCGCGAUGAUGCGGUUAUCUGGCGCGGGCCCAAGAAAAACGGCCUGAUCAAGCAGUUCCUUAAGGACGUCGAUUGGGGCGAGCUCGACUAUCUGAUUGUUGAUACCCCGCCUGGCACCUCGGACGAACACCUGUCCGUCAACUCGCUGCUCAAGGAGUCUGGCGUCGAUGGCGCGGUGGUUGUUACUACCCCGCAAGAAGUGUCGUUGCUCGACGUCCGCAAGGAGGUGGAUUUCUGUCGCAAGGCAGGCAUUCGCGUCCUGGGUCUCGUGGAGAACAUGUCCGGAUUUGUCUGCCCGAACUGCACACAUGAGUCACAGAUCUUCCGCGCUACAACUGGCGGUGGUAGACGUCUUGCCAAGAAGAUGGGUAUUCCUUUCCUUGGUGCUGUGCCGCUUGAUCCGCGCGUCGGCAUGUCCUGUGAUUUCGGAGAGAGCUUCAUCGACAACUUUCCGGAUAGCCCUGCCUCCAAGGCGAUUAAGCGCGUUGUACGCGCUGUUGGUGAAGCUGUCGGCGAGAAGGCUGAUGAUGUUUUGCCAGAGGGUAUGAUUGCUUGA